UGUACCUGGUGUGUUAUUUUGACAAUUGAUAAAUUCUAACAAUUUGAUGCAGCAUUGGUUUGUUUGAAAAAGAGAAGGCUUUGACAGAGACUAGGUACGUGUGUAAGAUCAGCUGAUGUGGUUGUGUGAUGCCAUAUUCAUGCAUAUUGAACUUGUUGGGCUUUAUAUACUGUGUAAUGAGCAGGAACAAGUUCACAAUACAACUUGUUUCGUACUACCUGUACUCGGAUAACCAACGCUAUCUAUUCUUGCAGAACUUUUUCCUUUGAUAAAUUUGCUGUAAAUAUUGAAGUAGAAUCUGCCUGUAUGUGAUUUGUAGAUAAUAUUCUUUGAUUCUGCCUCUUGGUCUUCUUAAGUUCUUGGUAGAAAGCUAGAUCUUAUUCUAGAUGAGUUUGGAAUUGAAGCUGGGCUGUUUUGUGCUCUUGCAGUUGCGAAUUGAUGUUGAAAUACAUCUACUACUAGAUCUGCUUGGAUUUGUGAGAAAUACAUAGCAUACCUCUACAGCUUACAAGGAGAUUCAGUGUAAAUUCAGAUCUAUAGCUCUCGGCCUCGAUCUAUAUUUUUGUCGAUUAUAACGUGCCAUUGACAUCUAGUAGGAUGAGAGGACUGUAGCCAGCUGUAAAUUGACCAGCAUGAAUUACGUGGGUCGCCUGAUAUCAGGGGUGAAAACCUUCUACAGCGAGAUUAACCCUGCUACGCUGACUGGUGCCAUCGAUGUCAUCGUGGUGAAGCAACCCGAUGGUUCUCUUGUCUGUUCUCCAUUCCACGUCCGCUUCGGCAAGAUGGGCGUCCUUCGGAGCAGAGAGAAAAUUGUUGAUAUUCAAAUCAAUGGGGAGCCUGUGGAUCUUUACAUGAAGCUCGGAGAAAGUGGUGAAGCUUUCUUUGUGGAAGAAAUGGAGGAAGAGGAUACUGUCCCUGAACACCUUGCAACCUCCCCUAUCCCCACCUCAGAGAACCUCUUUGAAGAGGGUAUGAAAGAGCUUCACAUCCAGAGACCAUCCCGCCACUCCCGCUCCGAGACAGAGAGCAGUCGUGAAUCAGAGCCGACCAUUAAGACCAUGAGCUCAGCCAGUCUGCGGGGAAGCAGUUCCCAGCCUCUUGGUAAAGAGGUGGACAUGCACUCAGUGGGAGAAAAACUUGCUGAUAUCAGCCUCGAAGCGUCAGGGUCGGGUAUAAAAGCAAAAGAGAAGAAGCUGACAAAGACAAAGAACUCCUUGAAGACCCUUCAGGAUGUGGAAGCAGGUUCGAGCCAGGAGGAGGAUGUGUCGUCCAAAGUUGAACAAAGACUCGGUGCUGGGUCAAGCCCUCACACGACGGAGAGCAUUGCAAUAGAAACUGAAACCAAAGCGAACAACUCAAGGAGCAGGAUCCGUGCAAAAAGGCGGCGGAGGAAAAGCGGGAAGGGCGGCAAGAGCGAGAAGACUCCGCCGCAAAACAGUAACGUCAGGAGAGUGGCUACAAUGUCAGAAUCCAGCACGUCAUCUUCGCAGCAUUCCGAUGAAGAGUUGGAAGGCAUCUUUCCCAUCGAUGAUGUCGAGGGUGAUGAAAAUGACGACCAUCAGGUAGAUCGUCCCGUCAGCUUGGUGGCUGAUGAAUUUGUAUCUCGUGAGGAUUGGAACAAUCUCACUACCCCAACUCAAAGACCUUUCCAUGUCUUCUCUGACGGAGACUACACACCAAUCGUCAGCCCCCAGGCCACCCGUCCAUCCACACCAAAGAGCGACACAGAAGCCGAUCAUCUACGGCAGUCAAACCUCAGGCAAGCCAACAAGGCAGCCGGAGUGGACAAGUUUGAGUGGAACUGGGGAGAACUGCCAGAGCGAACGGUCUCUCAGCCCACCGUUCGUAUUCAGAUAUCUGCGGUCGAAUCCAUCUCUAAGCAACCAUCAGAUAACAAGAGUAGGACCGACACCCAGCCCUCCACCACCCCCUCCUCUCCCUCCACCUCUCAAUGCAAGGGGGAGGAGAAGAAAGCCUCCAUAUGGAGCAAGAUCUUCAGCAGCAAGAACGAGGAUCCACGAGAGGGCGGGAUGUAUCUCCAGGAUCUGGCCUCGGAAGAGGUCGACCCAGAGGUCUAUGCACUCUACUUUCCAGAAAGCUCCCAGGUCCCAGGAAACCGCAUCAGGGCCAUCCAGGAAGUCAAAGACGAGGACAAGUCGUCCGACCUUGGCAACUCACUACCUCAGUCGCCGAACACCGUCGGGGUUAGCGACUCAGAAUCACACCACAGUACCACAGAUUCUCAUCACAGUGCAUCGGACCUUCACCAUGGCAUGGAGUCCAGCCAAGGUUGCCCCGAUACAAUGGAGUACCUUCGAGGGAUGGAACUCUCGCUUUGUGGAGGACUCAAAGAAGAUGAAGAUACCAUAGAAUUGGAUCAUUUUAAGAAGCACCUGAUAAGCUAUGAGGAAUUCAUAAAGGAGCCAAACAUGUUGGCCAAUCCUAAGCUGGUGAUCAGAAUCAAUAAUAAGUUCUUUAACUGGCAGAUGGCUGGACCAAUUAUCAUCUCACAGCUUGCCUUCCAGAAACCUCUACCAGUCGAUGUUGCUAGUAACCUGAUGAAAGAGAACCUUCCCAAAGGAAGGAAAAGUUUGACCUCUUGGUUCUGGGGAAGCUCACCUAAGCCAUCUACACCAAAGAAGGAGCUUGCAGCAGACUCAUUGCAGGAUGAUCUCUUGAUUCAACAAGAAGAAUAUGAAAGUACUAUGCAGAGGAAGGACUCUAUAGAAUCUGGUCCAAACUCUGCAGACGAAAUGGAGAUGGCCGGAGAGAAAUCACAGAAAAUAAGAAGAGGAACAGAAAGAUAUAAGAAAGCCAUCAGACUCUCAUCUGAACAACUGGCUAAAUUGAAUCUUCAGCCAGGAGCUAAUGAGAUCCGAUAUUCAGUGACAACUCGUUACCAGGGUACAUGUGUAUGUGAAUGUACCAUAUACUACUGGAAUUACAACACCAAAAUCAUCAUCUCAGAUAUCGAUGGUACCAUUACAAAGUCAGAUGUCUUCGGUCAGAUCUUGCCCGUGCUAGGUAAGGACUGGACUCACAUCGGCGUUGCACAGCUCUACUCCAACAUCAAGCUCAAUGGCUACAGCUUCCUCUACCUGUCAUCCAGGGCCAUCGGUCAAGCCAGGCUUACCAAGGGUUAUCUUAACAGUAUUCAGCAGGACAAGGCUUCAUUACCUGAUGGCCCUCUUCUGCUGAACCCCAGUUCUCUCUUCCAAGCAUUCCAUAGUGAGGUGAUAAUCAGAAAACCAGAGGAAUUCAAGAUCAAAUGUCUGAAAGACAUUGAAUCUCUCUUCCCAUCUGGCGGCAAGCCAUUUUAUGCUGGCUUUGGCAACAGAAUCAACGAUACCUGGGCAUAUCGAGCUGUUGGUAUCCCAGUCUCUCGUAUCUUUACCAUCAACCCCCAGGGAAAGGUCACCCAUGAAAUGACAAAGACAUUCCAAUCAUCGUAUCCAAGAAUGAAAGACUUGGUGGACCAUGUGUUUCCGCUUCUUCACCGGCAGACCAGAAUGGCCUUUGAUGCUCCUGCGGAGUACAGUGGAUUCACCUACUGGCGAAACCCUCUGCCUAAUAUUGCUCCCGAUGAUGAACUCCUCAAGUUGCCCUGAAACAGUAUCCCAAGAAUGAAAGGCUUGGAGGACCAUGUAUUUUCUACUUCUCCAAUUGCAGACCAAAAUGGCCUUUGAUGCGAUCAGGUUUACUUGCAGACUGGGUAUGGGUCUGCCCUUUACAGAACCUUGCAGUCAAUCCAUGUGUUGCCAAUCAAAUUGUCCAGUAUUUGAAGUUUUAUUUUCCUAGAAAACUGAACAUUCAGAUUUGGGUUUCAAUUUCUGUAUUCAGGUUGAGCAAAUCAUAACACAAAACUGCAAAAGCUUGUGACAGUGGGCACAUGAGGGACAACUCCCUCACCCCCCCCCCCGUCACUUUACGCCCUUGCAAUAACUUGUUCUGUUUUCUGCAUUUCAAAUGUUGGCAAAUCUGCAACUGUGGGGUACUAAUAAAAUCAUAUACAGUGUUCACCAUGCAGGAAACUCAUGGUCAAGAUGAUUAGUAGUAGCUGAAAGCGAUUUUUAACAAGCUCUGUGAAAUAAGGUCUUGAUAUAGGGAACCCAUUGAAUGUAAAGAGAUAAACUGACUCUGCUUCUGUCUGACAUUGCCUGCGUAUUGCACGUCUUUCAGAUACAUCAUAGUAGCUUCUGUAUUCAAUGUGCGGUCGUUGCUUUCACUGUAUGAUGGAGUUGUGUAAAUAUGGAACUUGUUGCCAAAUUCUCAGGAUGAAUAUUGAGAUUACAUGAUAACUCAUAUAUCGAAAAGGCGUAUGAAAUAGUGAGCUUGUUGGUAGAAUAUUACCGUCAGUCUGUAAGCACUGUGAGGUAUCUACCCGAUUAUGCAAUUUAUAAGCAUCAACCUUUGAUGAAAAAUGGAAAAUCAUGUAUGACUGUCCAUGGGUCCAAAUGUUAUGCAGAAUUUGGAUGCAUAUGAAAAUGAAAGUUAAAUUAUUUCUAUUCAGAUAUUUUGCUGCAAUCGUUGAGAAACAGAUAUUUUGCUGCAAUUGUUGAGCUGAUCUAGUCUUUUUGUCAAUUUGACAAAGUGGGCAUUAUAGUACUAUUAAUUUUGCAAAAAUCUUGUGUAUUAUUUUAUACAAUAGUGAUAUAAUGUUUUGCAUCUCAUGUGCUUGCAUAUGUUAUUUUUUGAGCUUCCAUAAAAAAAGUAUAUAUUAGAGCUAUUUAAAGUAACAUACAGCUCACUUUUAUUGUCUCACCCGGUGAAGGCGAGACUUCGGGAUCCAAAUGUUGUUUGCACAAACAUUAUGACACAUAACUCCGGAACUGGGCCCCCCCAUUGAGACCUCGACCUUUGGCAUGCAGGUUGUCUUGGACAUAAUAUACAAUUUAUUUCAUGCAAAUUGCUAUUUAGCGAUUAUGCUGAUUUAUGUGAAUUAGUAUGCGAAAUCAUACUUUUCCCUCUAACAAUUUUUGAUUUUCCUAGGAAG
Molecule: messenger RNA, 4993 nt
Organism: Lytechinus variegatus (green sea urchin)
Lineage: Eukaryota; Metazoa; Echinodermata; Echinoidea; Temnopleuroida; Toxopneustidae
Product: phosphatidate phosphatase LPIN3-like
Exons: 18
Coding region: 633-3608 (991 amino acids)
Biological process (GO): positive regulation of transcription by RNA polymerase II; fatty acid catabolic process; triglyceride biosynthetic process
Cellular component (GO): nucleus
Molecular function (GO): transcription coactivator activity; phosphatidate phosphatase activity
Source: RefSeq, a predicted model, not a curated record